Molecule: messenger RNA, 1268 nt
Organism: Daktulosphaira vitifoliae (grape phylloxera)
Lineage: Eukaryota; Metazoa; Arthropoda; Insecta; Hemiptera; Phylloxeridae
Exons: 4
Coding region: 61-1035 (324 amino acids)
Source: RefSeq, a predicted model, not a curated record
UUAAAAAUUUUGUAAAAUAUAAUUUGAUACAUUUAUUUUAUUGUAAAUAAUAUUAUUAAAAUGAAGGUGAAGAGGUUUUUUCGUCGAUUGGCAACAUUAUUUAAGUGCUGUGUUUCGGAGAACAAAAAGCAAAAUACAAGUGGUGAUGUACAACUAUAUGUUAAAAACAUAGAAUGUAGCACAACACAAAUGAAUGAUAUCGAUGUAGAAAAUGGAGUGUCAGUAGGUAGUGUGUCAAUUGUAAAACAAGAAAAUGGUGACGAUAUGAUUGUUGUGGAAAAUAUUAAUUUAUCUGAAGAUACAAAUGACAUUUGCAUUUCCAAUACUUUAACUGAGGAGGAUCCCUCAAAUAAUAGUGCCCCAGAGCUCAAAAUUGAUUGUAUAGAAGAUUUGUUGGCAGUUAAGCAAGAGAAUGGUGAAGAUAUGAUUACUGAGGAAAAUAUGAAUUUACACGAUGAUGUGAAUGACCUUUGCAUUUCCUAUAUUUUUACUGAACAGGAUCACUCAAAUAAUAGUACCCCAGAGCUCAAAAUUGAUUGUAUAGAAGAUUUGUUGGCAGUUAAGCAAGAGAAUGGUGAAGAUAUGAUUACUGAGGAAAAUAUGUAUUUACCUGAAGAUAUGAAUGACCUUUGCAUUUCUUAUAUUUUUUCUGAAGAGGAUCACCCAAAUAAUGAUUCGCCAGAACUGGAAGUAACACCUAUUGAUGAAGAAGUGUCCAUGGAAACGCGUAAACACGAAGAAGGUGUUAUACGCUAUUUUGGAAUGAAUAAUGAAGCCGGUAGAAUAAUUUCAAAAAAUGGAAAAUGUUAUAAAUUCUAUAAGAAAGAUAUUGUUGGUACUUAUAAAUAUUAUAAAUCUCCACAAAAAGCAAAGUUUGUGGUCAAUGAUUCACAGCCGAAUUGGGCCAUAGAUGUUGAAAUAGUUGGAGAUAUUUAUGGCCAACGAUGCUAUUAUUGCUUAACGCAUGGUCAUUAUACAGAGGAAUGCAUGCAAUUAGAUAUUGACUCAUUAAAUUUUUACUAUCCUUACAUUUAAGGUACUAGAACAAUCUAUUUCAUUAAUCUAUUUAUUCAUUUAUUAUUCAAAUUUAAUAUUGCACAUAUUUUAAUGUGUUAAGUAAAAAAUCCUACUAUACAUUAUAAUAUAUCUAAGUCCUUAAAUUUAUUGUUAAAAAUGAAGAUUUAAAAAUAUUGUGAAUCAUUUUUUAAGUAAUUGUUAAUCAAUAAACAAUAUAUUGUCAUAAAAUAAAAAUUCUUUUGAUUAAUUUG